Molecule: messenger RNA, 1065 nt
Organism: Dryobates pubescens (Downy woodpecker)
Lineage: Eukaryota; Metazoa; Chordata; Aves; Piciformes; Picidae
Gene: COLEC10
Product: collectin subfamily member 10
Exons: 6
Coding region: 115-945 (276 amino acids)
Source: RefSeq, a predicted model, not a curated record
UUGCACGUGGCUCCCAAUCUUUGCACUGCCUCAGUCAGAGGAGCAUUUAUUUUUAAGUCAGCUGCAUUUGUUAAGACUGUAACAACGAAAGGCAUUUCCUGAGAUUCUGCAAGGAUGAGCAGCAAGAAAGAACAGCUAAGGAAAUCCGGGACCCUGGUAGUGAUUUUUAUCUUCCAAGCUCAGAUUUUUGGGUUCGAUGUUGGCAAUCGACCUACAACAGAUCUCUGCUCGACACACACAAUCUUACCUGGACCAAAAGGGGAUGAAGGCGAAAAGGGAGAUAGAGGAGAAGUAGGCAAACAAGGAAAGCUUGGACCAAAAGGACUAAAAGGAAAUGAAGGACCUGUAGGGGAUGUUGGUGACCAGGGAAUGCUUGGGAAAAUUGGCCCAAUCGGUGGAAAGGGUGACAAAGGAGCCAAAGGCUUAUCAGGGGUUUCUGGAAAAAAGGGGAAAGCAGGGACAGUGUGUGACUGUGGGAGGUACCGCAGAGUUGUCGGACAGCUGAAUCUCAACGUCGCUCGUCUCAACGCCUCCAUCAAAUUCGUCAAGAAUGUUAUAGCAGGUAUCAGAGAGACAGAUGAGAAAUUCUAUUACAUUGUGAAAGAAGAGAAGAAUUACAGAGAAGCCUUGCUUCACUGCAGGGACAGAGGAGGAACACUGGCCAUGCCUAAAGACGAGGCGACCAACACCCUGCUUGCUGACUACAUCUCCAGCAGUGGCCUCUUCCGAGCCUUCAUUGGGCUGAAUGACAUGGAAAAAGAAGGACAGUUUGUGUAUGCAGACAACAGCCCACUGCAGAACUACAGCCACUGGAAGGCAGGGGAGCCUCACGACCCAGCUGGCCGCGAGGACUGUGUGGAGAUGCUCAGCACAGGAGAGUGGAAUGACUCUGAGUGCCAGGUCACCAUCUACUUUGUCUGUGAAUUCCUGAAGAGGAGGAAAUGAAAGCCCUGCAGAGUGUGCCUGGCACCUCCUGUACAUACCAUAAUCCCUCUUCAUUCAUGCACCAAAGGGAGAGCAGACAACCAGGGACAGGGCUCAAUCCUGCCUUCACCUCACUGGGUU